UGCUGUGUGUAAAUCACUUGUGGAUUGGUUAUGAAGAUGCUUGCAGACUGGGACGGUGGGACUACAGGCAGCCCAAUUUGUAAUUUAAGUUUGUGUGAUUUUUGUUAGGACUAGACAUUUGCUUUAAUCAUGGAAUGUGGAUGGCAGAAAUUACACUGAAGAUUUCGAGAGGCUUUCUUCAAAUUUGAGGGUGCCUUCAUCUGACAUGGAAUACAACAUCAGCUGGGUCCAUCCCUACGGCAACCACUCCUAUGGAGAUUAUGGGAGACCGGGCUGCCUUUACACCACUGCUGAACUGAUCCUCAUCGUCAUAGUGACCGGCUCGCUCAGCUUCAUCACCGUCCUGGGCAACGUCCUGGUGAUGCUGUCAAUCAAAGUCAACCGCCACCUCCAGACAGUCAACAACUACUUCUUGUUCAGCCUGGCGUGUGCUGACCUCAUCAUCGGUCUGCUCUCCAUGAACCUCUACACCCUCUAUAUCGUCAAGGGCUACUGGCCCCUGGGUGCGGUCGUCUGUGACCUGUGGUUGGCCUUGGACUACGUGGUCAGCAACGCUUCGGUUAUGAACCUCCUGAUCAUCUGCCUCGACCGCUACUUCUGCGUGACCCGACCAUUGACCUACCCGUCCAGGCGGACCACCAGACUGGCUGGGCUGAUGAUCGCAGCAGCCUGGCUCCUGUCUCUGUUCCUUUGGGCCCCGGCCAUCCUCUUCUGGCAGUCCUUCGUCGGCAAACGGAUCGUCCCUGAUGGGGAGUGCUACAUCCAGCUCCUGUCCAAACCCUCGGUUACACUGGGGAUGACGCUAUCCGCGUUCUACCUGCCGGCGGUCAUCAUGAUUGUCCUGUACACCCGGAUCUCCUUUGCCAGCCGCAGUCGCCUCACUGCAGAGCUGCAUAGUAGCAGAGCGAGGACCUCUAGUGGACGACCGAAACAAAGCUGCCAUCUGAAGAGGAGCUGCGUCUCGACCCAGACAGACACUGAGCCAAAGAGCGAUUUGGCCAUUUCCAUCGAAGCAGAGACGAGUAUCUGCGCUAAGCAGGGGAUUAUCAAGGCCCUGAAAGGCUCUACAGAGCAGGCCAACAAUAAUGUCAUCCCCACUUCAGAUGUUACCCCCUCUCCAGACCACUUACCUAGUGAGAUUAAUCAAGACUGCAGAUGGUCCAACAGUAGGGUCACGUUCAACCGCACAGGGGAUAAGAACAGCUCUGCUACCAAGGUCUCCCAGCCAAGCUCUAUCCUUAAUGGCUCCAAUACAACUAGUCAGCUCAGAAAAAUGUUUUCCCCAUUCCCCAGCUUCAGUAAGACCCAGGUGAAGAGGAGACGGAUUGUAGCGAGGGAGAGGAAAGUGACCAAGACUAUUUUUGCUAUUCUCCUGGCCUUCAUUCUCACCUGGACUCCUUACAACGUCAUGGCCAUCAUUGGCACUUACUGUCACUUCUGCGUUCCAGACACAGUGUGGACCAUGGGCUACUGGCUGUGUUAUAUCAACAGCACAGUCAACCCAGCGUGCUAUGCACUGUGUAACGUCACCUUCAGAAAGACCUUCAAGAACCUACUGAGGUGUCAGUACAGAAACACAGGUGUGAAGUGAGGAUGAUGUGAGCUACUCUAUUAUAAUAUGUAAUAGAACAUUUGAUUAUUUAAGGAAGAUGCAUUUGAUUGAUGGACUACGAAGAUAAUUGUCUAUGUAAAAUAGUAUAAAAAAAUCUAACAAUGUUUCAA
Salvelinus namaycush (lake trout) is the source of this 1722-nucleotide messenger RNA. It is a transcript of the gene chrm4b, whose product is annotated as cholinergic receptor, muscarinic 4b. The transcript has 2 exons. NCBI's taxonomy places the organism in Eukaryota, Metazoa, Chordata, Actinopteri, Salmoniformes, Salmonidae. Gene Ontology annotation, biological process: adenylate cyclase-inhibiting G protein-coupled acetylcholine receptor signaling pathway; G protein-coupled receptor signaling pathway, coupled to cyclic nucleotide second messenger; chemical synaptic transmission. Gene Ontology annotation, molecular function: G protein-coupled acetylcholine receptor activity; G protein-coupled serotonin receptor activity. Gene Ontology annotation, cellular component: synapse; dendrite; plasma membrane. The record is from RefSeq and is a predicted model, not a curated record. The coding region runs from base 206 to 1591 and encodes 461 amino acids.